Ceraceosorus guamensis is the source of this 1803-nucleotide messenger RNA. RefSeq names its product PLP-dependent transferase. Gene Ontology annotation, biological process: biosynthetic process. NCBI's taxonomy places the organism in Eukaryota, Fungi, Basidiomycota, Exobasidiomycetes, Ceraceosorales, Ceraceosoraceae. Gene Ontology annotation, molecular function: catalytic activity; pyridoxal phosphate binding. The transcript has 6 exons. Bases 314 to 1687 code for a protein of 457 amino acids. The record is from RefSeq and is a predicted model, not a curated record.
GUCACGCGUUCAACUAAGUCGUGAGUCGAGGGGAGCUUGGUGCGUAGCCACGCAAGUCACACCUUACGUGGUAUACAUCGUGCUUUUCGGAUCGGCUAGGUAAGACAAUCAAGAGUCGUGAGAUCAAGGAAUCGCUCGAAUUGGCGCGCAUCGGCGACCGCAUCACCAAGAUCAUCUUAAUUGAGAAGAGCUUGUUGAAGACGUGGUUGUAUAGCUAGCUGCUUGGGAGCAGAUAGACCACCGAGGGAUUUGGGACUUCGAGCAGGAAGCCACGUGAGAAGGUACCACGAGAAAAGUGCAAGACCACGAGAAGAUGUCAGCCUCCUCAUCGUGCUCCAAGCUGAGCUACAAGCUGAAUAAACACUUGGACCAGGACUGUCCAGCACCUCCAGUCUCGCUGGGACGGGCUUGGGCCGAAGCUUAUCCGAGUGAGCAGUCGCCUUACAAGACCUCGACGCACGAAGCGCAGCAGUCCGUCCCAGGCUUGUUGAACCUGGCACAAGGCGUGCCGGGCCACCUACCCUCGUCUGGAUUGUUAGAACGGGUAAAGCUGGAGCUGGGAAAGGAUUGCAUGGCUGCUGCGAGCUAUGGACCUGUUUUUGGAGCUCCUGAACUUCGAGCGGCGCUGGCUGAGGAUAUGAACCAGAGGUACGCUGUGCAGGCAGAGCAGUGUCGCAUCAACGUGCAAAACGUCGCCAUCACAGCUGGUGCGAAUAUGGCUGCUGCUGUGGCUUUUCAGGCCGUCGCCGGUCCUGGAGAUGCUGUCGUUCUACCGACUCCAUGGUACUUCAAUCAUCAGAUGACCCUCGCUUCUCUGGGAGUGGAUGUGAUAGCACUGCCUACCAGCGCACCUUCCUUUGAACCGGAUCCUUCUUCAUUUUCGACCUUGCUGAAAGACGAAGCAACCAGCAAGCGCAUCAAGGCACUCGUGCUGGUCACACCUAACAAUCCGACUGGCGCCAUCUACUCUGAGGAGGUGCUUCACCGAUUCGCAGAUCUGUGCAAAGACAGCGGCGUCGCUUUGAUAUUGGACGAGACCUACCGAGAUUUCCUGCUCGACGAAUCUGGCGCACGUGAAGGUCAGGAGGUAUUCAAGCGACCUCACUCUCUCUUCAGCAGACCUGACUGGCAAGCUACAAUCAUUCACAUCUACUCUUUCUCCAAAUCUUAUGCGAUCCCGGGGUGGAGGCUGGGCGCACUCGUCGCUCACGAGGCCUUGCUGGCUGGAGCGAUUUCUUCGCAGUCCUUCGGACCCGUAGCCAAAGCGCUAGACAAUUAUCAGAUUUGUCCAGCUCGCAUAGACGCUCAGCGUGCUGUAGCUUGGGCUAUUCACGAUAGCAACGAGAAGACUUGGAGGCUGCAAAAUGCAAAACUUCUUUUGGCUCGGCGCACAGCCUUUCUUGAGCUCAUGACGGCUGUGGAAAAGAGUGGAUGGAAAGUGGAAUGCACUGGCGCUUACUACGCCUACGUCAGCCAUCCGUGGGCACGCGUCAGCUCUGAGACCGUAGCAAAAGAAUUGGCACAGAGGGUAGGCGUCGUCGUCCUUCCAGGUGCUUUCUUCACGCCUGCGCAAAGCCGAGAGAGCGCUGCGCAGCGACUUAGAUUUUCCAUCGCAAAUGUGUGCAUCGACCGACUGCAAGAGUUGCCUGCGAGACUGGAGCUGAUAUCUCAAAUGGAGCUCGCGUAAUGCAUUGCUGUUGCUUUAUCGAAUCCAAGAGCAAAUCACUCAAUGCUCGCGCUCCAGCAGUGCGGCUUGAGCAUGUCCAGUAUCGGAAGCAGCGGAAGUGGCUGGGUAGCUCGGCG